Molecule: messenger RNA, 1498 nt
Organism: Caenorhabditis elegans
Lineage: Eukaryota; Metazoa; Nematoda; Chromadorea; Rhabditida; Rhabditidae
Gene: K07F5.6
Product: Tyrosine-protein phosphatase domain-containing protein
Exons: 5
Coding region: 34-1446 (470 amino acids)
Molecular function (GO): protein tyrosine phosphatase activity; hydrolase activity; protein tyrosine/serine/threonine phosphatase activity
Source: RefSeq, marked reviewed
AUUGCGAAUUACAAUUUCACCGAAUAGAUUGUCAUGACAAAAAUAAAACAACAAACGAAACGAAAAUCGAAAGCAUUUAAAAAGAAACGAAAUGAUGACACAAUUGCAGACGAUGAAAUUGAAACAGGAAAGGAAGAGCCAUCAAGAGAGCAGACAUCCAAGAAACCAGUUAAAGGAUCAGGGAGAAAGUGUAAAGAUGAAAGUAAGAAGGGUAACAAAACGAAGGGGAAACGUAACUCCAAGGAGAAGAAGAACCAGCAAGCUGAGAAAACUGAACUGGAUAAGGACUGUCAAAAGGCUCCGAAGAUAAUUGCUGCAACUAAGGGAUUCUGUAAAUAUUUACUCGAUAUCAAGGAAGCAAGUCUUAGUACGUAUUUUGAUGAACAUCUCGCAGGAUACACUCCACCGAACUUCACUUCUGUAGAAUGGGAAAAGAGUUUAUCGAAAAAUCGUUCGAAAAACCACAAGCUCAAUGACAAUACACGAGUCAUUUUGAGUCCGGAGAAUACGGAAAAUUCAAGAACAGACCCACCGGACACGUACAUCAAUGCAAGUCAUAUCAAAUUUGACAAUUCUCAAAAAGAAUUCAUUGUAACACAAUAUCCACUACCGGAUACAGUUCGAGAUUUCUGGAGAAUGGUGUCAAUUAUGAAAGUGACACAGAUUGUGACAAUUUUCGAGCCACAGACAGACGAGGCAAUUGAGGAAUUUCGUAAUCCUACACUUACAUUGGCUGCUCCUGCUCCGACAUCAACGAUGACUACAAUUGGUGGAUUUCCAGUUCCUAUUGGACAAAUUGCUCACAAUAGAGAUCAAAUUCAGGGGCAAUCGAUUCGAUGUGAGAGCAAUGUGCAUCGAUCAUCGUUCUUUCCCCUUGAAACUGAUCAUUACAUGAACCUAAAGGGCUGGCUCAUCAACACUCGAAGAGUGACAGUUGAUCAUCGAAACAAGGGCUGGAUGAAUAAGUAUACAGUGGAAGUGGUGGCAGAAGGAUGCAGUGAAGCCACAUUUGCAAAAGUCUACAAUUGCACUACGUGGCCUUGGAAGAAGUAUCCGGAUGAUGAGAAGAAAGUUCUUGCUCUUGUACGAGCACCAUAUAAAGACACCUCGACUUCUCUUAUUGCUAAUCUGGAGAAACUUGCACCAAUUGUUGUGAUGUGUGAUUUGGGUCUCGAUCGUUCAGCAACAGUAGUUCUGACUUCUAUCAUUAUCGAUCAAAUCAUUGCGGGAAAAACGCCAGAUUGUGAUGCUCUAUUCAAGAAGAUGAGGGAUCAACGUGCCGGUGUGUUCACUAUGAGCAUUUUCUACACUUAUGCGAUCCGCGCAGCUCUUUUCUAUAUGAAAAUCAAGUUGCAAACCAUGAAUGAUGCUGGUGGCGAAGAGAUGCAGACGAUGCUAAAUAGUGCACUAGCCAAGGUUCCGUUUGUGACGAAGAAAACAAAAUAAAGAUAACUUUACUUUUUGAAUAAAGAUUAAGGAAUAAAGGUAAAUAAUGAUU